Messenger RNA from Mollisia scopiformis, 941 nucleotides. RefSeq lists its product as uncharacterized. The record is from RefSeq and is a predicted model, not a curated record. NCBI's taxonomy places the organism in Eukaryota, Fungi, Ascomycota, Leotiomycetes, Helotiales, Mollisiaceae. Bases 155 to 763 code for a protein of 202 amino acids. The transcript is spliced from 2 exons.
CCCGGAGUCUGUGCGAAGUUCGCAUCGUCAGCCACGACUACGAGCAGCCCGAUUAUUCCUCUAAGAAGCACAACUGCGUUCCAAGGGACAACCUCUUAUAUCAUCAAAGACAUCCCGAAUAGCAUGAGCUUCCUCAUGACGCACGCAAUGCAACAUGGCCAACUCACGCAGUCGGAACAGUAAACCACAGAAUCCAGUGUUUUGCACUUGGCCUGGGUGCAAUAAAAGCUUCACCCGGGAGGCAGACAAAGAAAGGCACCGCUUGAAUAUACACCUUAAGCAAAAGUGUCUGUGUCCUUUCCCAGAAUGCAGAGAGAAAGCCUUUCGGGCGGAUAAGUUGAAGGAGCAUGAGAGAAAGCGCCAUCAACCAAAGCAGAAGGGAAACAAAACAGGAGACAAAAAUCGCAAAGCAGGUAGAUCCUCUGGAAGAGCAACGUUUCGAAUUUCGAAGGCCGCUCUCGCACGAACGACCUCAGAUACCAUUCUCCACAAAUCAACUGAAUCGAUGAUUCAGACAACCACACCCAGCGUCGACCUCUGCGAGGCACUAUUGAUGGAAAUGAAUGUUGAUGACGAAGCGACUAUCCGGAUGGCAGAUGUGAUGUGUCCACCUUACAUACUGGGGCCUCAAGCUGAUUUUCCCAUGGCACACGCCAAAGCCUUGUUCGAAUUAGAUACUUCAUCACUUCAGAAAGCAUUGGAUGAGGCAAUCGCCGCCUCUAGAGACUGGAUGAAGGACGAGUCCGCUAACGCAGACAUGUAAAGCUGGGCUGUCUGAUACAAAUACUGCUCUGAUGGUGGUUUAACAAUCUGCAAUGGUAGCUUUGCACAACAGCAGAACGAAACGAAGUCGCAGGCAGACACCAAAGUCACAAUUCAAGUGGUAUGAACAACGAUAUCAGAAUGAAGCCCGUAGCAUUGGUACUCUGAUCAGAUCAGUC